Molecule: messenger RNA, 1845 nt
Organism: Babesia ovata
Lineage: Eukaryota; Apicomplexa; Aconoidasida; Piroplasmida; Babesiidae
Product: retinoic acid receptor responder 3-like protein
Exons: 1
Coding region: 1-1845 (614 amino acids)
Source: RefSeq, a predicted model, not a curated record
AUGCAACUUAAAUCGGUAACCUCUGGUGGAUUUCCACCGACCACAGCCACCAAACUGACGAAUUGGCUCGAUCGAGUUGCGUUCGCUAAAAUACUAAUCAUCCUUAUAUGCCUUACUCUGUGUGUGCCUUGCAGAUGUGCGAAGAAUUCCAGUGACGGUGAACAAACGCGGAAUCAUGCAACCGAUCUUUACGACAUUGAGGGUGAGAAGGUUCCUUCCUGUCAGAUCGCGGACAUAGCCGAGCUAAUCUGUGAAACGCGGACGGAAUCUCAUGUUAACGUUCCGAUUCGAAAUGUUAUCGGAAACGUUCGAGAUGAAAACCAAGAUGCGGCGAGAAGCAUGUCAGAAGAGCAAUCGUUGCAUCGAGCACCAAACACCGUUGAAUCGAUAAACCCGUCGGAGUCAAAGGAAUAUUGUAGUGGCUGUAUGAUAGAAUCAUGCAAACUAGGACAAUGCGGCAAAGAUGUGGAGCGGUUCACACAUGCCAGCGUACAAAACGCUGCCAGGUCUGAAGGUCAAAUGAAAUGUCGCUGUGAAAGACAUCACAGAUUGGAUGGGAGUAGAGCCCCGAUCGACCAUACAAGGACGGUUAAAACGAGUAGUGAUGAUUAUAGGGGGUUGUUGAAUUCAAUAACACUCGAUAAAUUGCCGCAAGCGCUGUACAUAGCAUAUCGUGCUCCAUUCGUGAUGCUAAAACACCACUUCGCACUUUACGAGCGAUUCGAGGAAAGUGUGAUCUGGCACUUCAAUCAUUAUGUACAAGAACCCCUCGCCGGUUUCUAUAAGAGCUGCAGCUACACUUUCUACUCGUGCGCCCGUAACAUCGUACAUAAGGCGCUUGCACAGCUGACUGUUCAACUCAAAGCACGCGCCAUGCUUAAAGGUGAAUACAUGGCCAUGAAUGUGAACUUGGAGGAUUUCAUGCGAGAAGAACACAAUGUUCACCAACAUGUUUUCAUCACCAAAGAUGCUAAACUGUUCUCAAUCAGGAACAUUGCUGCGCAGUUAUAUCGAACAACAGGAAUAAAGCAUUGCAUUUACUGGUGGCACGCCAUCACACGGAAUUCAAAGAGGCGUAUUCAAGGGAAUUACACGUUGCCAAAACUAUUGACGGCUAUUUAUGGCAAUAAAACCAGACUUAUUAUAAAGGGCUGUGAGGUUUAUCUUCUAUGGGUAACGUUUUCUACAGGAUAUUUAUUCCUGGAGAAUUUGGAUUAUUCCGAAGAUAUUCAUGACGUAGAAGCCUCUGUAAAGGAGAUAUUUGGUUCACUUGCCCCGUCGCCAUUUGCUAUCAAGCGAUUUUCGACAGCUGUAUAUGACGCCGUUAUUCACCUUGUAGCGUGCGCUGACCACAAGAUGGAGCUGUUUUAUGGUCACCUGUCAUGUAUAUAUCCGGAGUUUGAAUUACUGCUGCCCCAAUCUCGAGUGGAACGCAUAGGCGUAACGCUGGCUCUCCUAUUCUUUGUUUACACGGUUCUCUGGUUUAUUCUCGCUACGAUUAGAGCUCUAUUGGGAAUUAUCUGCAUUGUUGUCAGAGGCGUCAUAACGUUGAGAUUCGCAUAUGUGGCAUAUGACAAGUUGAAAAGGUGGUACGACAAUUCAUUCUUACGUUGGUCAUUUGAUUUACUGCAAACUGAAAAGAACGAUAUAAAAUCGCAAUCGCUAGCCAAAGGUCGGAUGAAGAUGAAAAAUAUGCACGCGGCUAAUCCACAAACGGAUCACCCUACCGUGAACAGAAGAAAAGGUGCUGAUUGUCCCAAAAAAUCGGUCGCACUUUGGCACGGCGUAUCGCGACGAAGUAGAUUGACCGAAUCUGUCGUAAAUGAGUCCAACAAGGACCGGUAA